Centrocercus urophasianus (Greater sage-grouse) is the source of this 3303-nucleotide messenger RNA. Its product is annotated as SAM domain-containing protein SAMSN-1-like. NCBI's taxonomy places the organism in Eukaryota, Metazoa, Chordata, Aves, Galliformes, Phasianidae. Bases 237 to 2267 code for a protein of 676 amino acids. The record is from RefSeq and is a predicted model, not a curated record. Gene Ontology annotation, molecular function: protein binding. The transcript has 19 exons.
GGGUGACGCUGACAGGAAGCUGCAUGGAUCAUCAACAUUCCUAAAGGAUCUGAGGGUUACUUUAUUAAAAGUCAUGUUAGAGUGAAGAGGCAGUGGAGCCAUUUCAGCCCAUCUUCAAAAGAUAAUCUCCAGAGAGAAAUGUACAAACAGCUGGGAGAGUAAGGAGGAACUGCAUUGUGCAGCAGGAGUUCUCUGGAGCAGAAUUUUGGGGUGCUGGAGUGAAUCUCAGCAGCAACAUGAAUCUUUUCUGUUUUUCUCUGGAGGGUUCAAUGGACAGCUUGUAUGAGCCUGUCCCCGAACGUCAAGAACCCAAUGAUACAACCAGUACUUCCAGCCAGCCCAGCACUCCAGUGAGCACACGUGCAAACUGUGGACUGCCUGAUAGGUCUAUGUCUUUGGAAUUUCCUGAUUUUGAGAACACAGUGACCAAAAAGAGAAAAUCCAUCCAGAAGUCUCUGUCUGAAAAUGAAGCGUUUGACAGGAAAAAUGUGAAUGGCACACUUUGGCAGGGUUCCAGGAAGCUGGAGAAUGAUUCGUACAUCAGAAGGCCCUGUCAGCUUGAAGAAGAUAAUAUUGUUGGUGAUGGGAUACAUUUGCUGCGAGGAAAGAAGAUAGAAGAAACAACGUGCCAGGUGAUAAAUUAUGAGCAAUGGAUUCCACCACGAGUUUACAAUCCAAGAGUGGCAAGUAAUGGUGAAAUGGGUGCAGAGCCAAAUGAUAAAGCAGAGUCCAUGGGAACAUUAAAACGAUUGCAGAAAUUGGUCCGAACCAAAAAACCCAAUACACAAAGCUUGGAGGAUGUCAAACAUGUUUUGAUCCCCCUUAAUACAUUAGAAGAUACUUAUCUUUCAGAAGAGGAUGAAGAGGCACUAACUUCCUGCAUGAAACUGGCAAAACCUCAGGAAAAGAAAGCCUGGAAAGACAAUGUGAGGAGAAAAGAAGAGACUGAGACUAGGGCAGAGUUUAUUUCUGCAUCUUUGGGCCAAUCGUAUACUUCCAAAUUUAGUAACUUAGGAAUGAUUUCAAUCCAUUCAGAAACUGAAUUUCAUUUGUGGAGUGACUGGAAGCCAUUUCCUGAUAGCCAGCUCUGUCCUUGUGAUUUCUUGAUUUCAAAAAUAGAAGAGUGGGAAAAAUGUACUUGCGCUUCUCAUCAGCCACAUCUUACAAAUUCCCUAACUGAUAUGGAUCUGCAGUACUCUUGGCGCACCAGUAGUUUUGGAAGCUUUGACCGUUUCAGAUAUCACUCAGUAUCAAAGACAGAUGAUUCAGCUGAGGUGUCUGAGUUGGAGACUGUAAGUGAUAUUGGAGAUGCAGCACAAACCAAAGCAGCGUAUAACGGAAGAAGCUUGGGGAAGAAGAUGAGAGCCAUUUCCCUUACCAUGAAGAAAAAGAUGGGUAAAAAGUACAUCAAGGCACUCUCUGAGGAGAUGAAUGAAGAAGGAAAAGAUGACAGUGAUCCUGGUGGUGGAAUACACACUGAGAAGGUCUCCCUGAAAGCCAGUGACUCUAUGGAAAGUCUCUAUAGUCUGAACAGUGGCCAGAGCUCAUCCAGUGGGGUGACCAGCUGCUCUGAUGGAACAAGCAACAGGGAUAGCCUCCGGUUUGAUGAUGAAGUCCCUUACAGUGGGCCAUUCUGCGGCCGAGCCAAAGUGCACACUGACUUCACACCAAGUCCUUAUGACACGGACUCUCUGAAAAUUAAGAAAGGAGACAUUAUAGAUAUCAUCUGUAAAACGCCCAUGGGGAUAUGGACAGGCAUGCUGAACAACAAAGUAGGAAACUUUAAGUUCAUUUAUGUGGAUAUUAUUAUGGAAGAGGAAACUGCACCCAGGAAGAUAAAACCGCAUAGAGGAAGCAAAAGGAACAAGCCUAAAACACUGCAAGAACUCUUGGAACGUGUCCAUCUGCAGGAAUACACCUCAACUCUCUUGCUAAAUGGCUAUGAAACUCUUGAGGAUUUAAAAGAUCUACACGAGAGUCACCUGAUUGAAUUGAAUAUUUCAAACCCAGAGGACAGGGCAAGAUUGUUAUCAGCCAUUGAAAAUCUACAGGACAAUGACAAUGAACAAGAGCAGAUAAGCGAGGGUGGUCAGGAGACACGGAGCUUAAGCCCUCAGCACAGUUUUGACAAAUCACAGUUAAAUGACUGCCCAAGAGAUUCCGGCUGUUACAUCUCAUCAGAAAAUUCAGAUAAUGGUAAAGAAGAAGUAGACCCAGAAACCCUGUCUGACAUGGUGCAGUCAAUAACAAUCACUGAGUCAAACUGAUUCUGUUAAGCAGUUUCUGCAGAUGCUCAGAAAAGACAAUCAGAUAAGUGAAGUUGAUUUGCUGGUACAGAAGCAGAACACAAAAUAUUUCUCAACACUGAAAAUCUACUUCUGUCUGAUAUAUAAUGCUCUAGACUGCUUAAUAUGCGGACAUUUGAGAACUAAAUCUUAGCUGAUAAUAACAGUAUCUCAUGCUUUUCAAUGAAUCCACCGACAUUUCACUGAAAAAGUUCAUGCAUAUAUAUUUAUAUAUAUUUGUACAGCAAAUGCAUUUUGUAUAAUGAUAGGGAAUUGUUUUGGAUAGCGAUACAUUGUCUAAAUAUCAAGCUGUGGAACUCUCCAAAAUGUAAAUACUGUAUAUAUUUAUUUUUAAAAGACUGAUUAAUCGUAUUGUCUCUUUUUUCAGAUGGGUUUUGCUGAGAUUUGUACAGAAAAUAUUUGCAUUGAUGUACCAUCAUAAUAAAAAACUGGAUGCAUUCACAUCCUACUUUGAAAAGUACUAACCUAAUUCCUGUUAGUAUUAAAGCCUUUUAAUGCUAUUCUUCUCCAAAAUGGUCUCUGAAGGGGCUGUCUUACAUUUUAUCCUGGAUGAACAAAAGCACUGUCGUGUCAGUCUGAAUCAAGCUCUUUGUGUUUGUCAUCUUCUAGAGAGUGUAGCCAUCUGAAUUCCUCACGCGCUGCCAAUUUGUAUAUUGUAAUUUUCACAACUGUUCUCAUUUCUUUCCAAGCAUUCUGAAGACAAUGCAAGCUCGGAACAACAAAAAACAAACAAACAAACACAGUGGUUUCAAUGCUAUGCUUUUGUUAUUGUUUUUUUGUGUAACUCUUGCCUUUUGUGUGUGAUGUCAAGCUUGUUCACUGGGUAUUUUUGUUUGUGUACAGAACGCAGAAGCUAACGUGGUUAUCAUGCACUGUUGUCUUUUAUAUGGGAUUUAAUUGUCAUCUCCCACGAUAUUUUGCACUGGAAUACACAUUACAUCCGCCUGUCUUCUUCCUUCAAAAAUAAACAAAAUCAUACAUUUGAGCCCUUUAAAAA